Messenger RNA from Suillus fuscotomentosus, 531 nucleotides. RefSeq lists its product as uncharacterized. Gene Ontology annotation, cellular component: nucleus; ribonucleoprotein complex; cytoplasm. Gene Ontology annotation, molecular function: RNA binding; RNA helicase activity. Gene Ontology annotation, biological process: rRNA processing. The record is from RefSeq and is a predicted model, not a curated record. Bases 1 to 531 code for a protein of 176 amino acids. Lineage: Eukaryota; Fungi; Basidiomycota; Agaricomycetes; Boletales; Suillaceae. The transcript has 8 exons.
AUGUUUAGUGCUACGUGGCCGAAGGAUGUGCAGAAACUUGCAAAUAUUGUCGAAGUCUGCAGUGACUUCGAGAAGCGUGCUAAGUUGAUCAGGCAUCUUGAUCAUAUCAGCUCUGAGAACGCUAAGAUGACAUCACCAAAUACCUUUGCCAAGACAGCUGGCCAGCCCUCACCAUCCAUAGCGACAAAGAACAAUGUCAAGAAUCUCAGAUAUGUAAUUAACUACGACUUCCUUAACAACUGUGAAGAUUAUAUCCACCAUAUUGGUCAUAUGAGACAUGAAAGGUACCUCAUACACUACACUUACUUCACUACCGAUAACUCAAAGUCUGCUCACGAGCUGAUAUAUAUCUUGUGUGAGGUGAAGGCUGAUGUACCACAACAACUAGAGGAAAUGGCCAUGUACAGUGGAGGAGGGGGAGGUCGCAAAUUGCUUGAUAUGCUGUCUCUAGACGGGAUAGGACUUGCAACUCCAAUUAUUACGUCGGAUCAACCAUUUGUACAAAUUGCUUCACCAUAUAAAGCAACUUGA